Vitis vinifera (wine grape) is the source of this 1413-nucleotide messenger RNA. RefSeq names its product flavonol sulfotransferase-like. The coding region runs from base 1 to 1413 and encodes 470 amino acids. NCBI's taxonomy places the organism in Eukaryota, Viridiplantae, Streptophyta, Magnoliopsida, Vitales, Vitaceae. The record is from RefSeq and is a predicted model, not a curated record. Gene Ontology annotation, molecular function: sulfotransferase activity. Gene Ontology annotation, cellular component: cytoplasm. Gene Ontology annotation, biological process: sulfation. The transcript is spliced from 2 exons.
AUGCGGUCUUCUUCCCCAAACCACGAAGACGCAGCCUCUCAUGGCACGAUCUGCUACCUUCCACCAAGCACCGCACCAAAGAUGAGGAUUAUAGACUCCGGCAAUGGUGGAUUUCUUCAACCGAGCCUCUUUUUAAAGGCUUUUGAAAAAUUGAAAGGGUCACGGACUCACAGAGGAAUCUCUGAUUUCUCUGAAAAAUCAAGAUUUGUUGUGGGGCUUUUUGCAGAGAAUCUAUUGAAUUUUUUCCCCGAGUUGACCGAGUUAACUCGGAAUAUCGGUCGACUCAUCCGAGUCCAACCGAUUCAGGCCGAGUCUAGGUAUCUGGUAUCGGACUCGUCGCGGUCCACUUCGAGGCGGAUACGACUCGGCCGAGUGGUACCAGACUCGGCCGAUUUUUUGAACGCUGAAGAUAGAAGGGAGCAAGAGGGAGAAGGUCACAGACAGAGAACCUCCAAACGCUACAGAGAGAUCAUGUCAACCCUUCCAAAAGAACUGGGCUGGACUUCUGAUCACAUGUAUCAGUACCAAGGCUUUUGGUACACUUCCAUGAAUCUAGAAGGAGUCAUGUGGGCGCAACAGCACUUUAAGGCGACACAUCUUGAUGUUUUUUUGGCCUCCACUCCCAAAUCAGGCACAACAUGGCUUAAGGCUCUCAUGUUUGCGAUUAUGAAUCGAACCAGGUUUGAUUUUUCAACACACCCAUUGCUCACAUCCAACCCUCAUGAGCUUGUUACUUUGUUAGAAUUCUACUUCCACUGGAACAUCCCUUAUCCCAACCCUAAUACCCCACUUCCCAAGACACAACUCUUCCAAACUCAUAUCCCUUUCACCUCAUUACCUGAAUCUAUUGUCGACUCUCAAUGUCGAAUUCUCUAUCUCUGUCGAAACCCAAAAGAUGUGUUUGUUUCUAUGUAUUGCUUCAAAGAAAAUCUGACAGACAUAAAUCUGGCACCCCUUUCCAUUGAAGAGGCAAUUGAGCAAUUUUGCAAGGGAGUUUCUCUUUUUGGACCCUUCUGGGAUCAUGUAUUAGGGUAUUGGAAAGUAAGUUUAGAAUGGCCUGAGAGAGUACUGUUCUUGAAAUAUGAAGAUCUGAAGCGGGAUUCCUUAUUUCAUGUUAAGAGGUUGGCGGAGUUCUUAGGCUGCCCCUUCUCUUUAGAGGAAGAGAAAGAAGGCAUUGUGCAUGAAAUUAUAAAGCUUUGUAGCUUCGAAAAUCUAAGCAAUUUGAAAGUGAACAAGACUGGUGUGUUACAAGCACGAGACUUUAUCAUUGAGAAGAAAAAGUUUUUCCAAAAAGGCGAGGUUGGAGACUGGAAGAAUCAUCUGACCACUGAGAUGGGCGACUGCCUAAACAGGAUCAUGGACCAAAAAUUGGACGGUUCGGGUUUGACAUUCCAUGAUUCCUUGGAGACAUGA